UUCCCAAAGAUGGCGGAGCAAGGUCCAAUGGCGAUAGCUAUGCGGCUAAGAAACCAACUACAGAACGUGUAUAAACUUGACCCUCUAAGAAAUGAGGAGGAAGUUAAAAUAAAAAUUAAGGAUCUGAACGAACACAUCGUGUGUUACUUGUGUGCGGGAUACUUCAUUGAUGCAACAACUAUUACCGAAUGUCUUCAUACCUUCUGUAAAAGUUGCAUUGUGAAAUAUCUCCAGACCAGCAAAUAUUGUCCAAUGUGUAACAUCAAAAUUCAUGAAACACAGCCCUUGCUGAAUCUUAAGCUGGACAGAGUAAUGCAAGACAUUGUUUACAAAUUGGUCCCUGGACUACAGGAAAGUGAGGACAAGAGAAUCAGGGAAUUUUAUCAGUCAAGAGGCCUCGAGCGUAUCAUACAGCCGGGUGACGAUUCAUUGCCAGACAAUACAGGAUUACCGUACACCAGCUUCGACCACUCUAAAGCCCAUUUCUACAGAUAUGAUGAGCAAGUGUCACUCUGUUUGGAGAGACAAAGCUCAUCUUUGUCUGGAAAAGACAAAAAUAAAUUAACUUUACAGCAGAAGUUUGUGCGCUGCUCGGUCAGAGCUGAAGUCAGGCACCUGAGGAAAGUAUUGUGCCAUCGACUCAAUGUGGAAAGGCACCAGAUAUCAAGAGCAUCUGUGGGGUGUACUGGGAAAACAAAUCUCAUCCAUGGAGGCCCCACCAUUCAGUACUUAACGGAUCUGCUGCUAACGUCUUGGUGCCAGAUUCAACAGUACACCUUCAGAGGUCUUGUGCAGUCCAUGCCUCGACAGGUCCAGAUGUUGUUUAAUAAUGAAUCUCUACCAGAUCACAUGACUAUGAAGCGACUAUGGCUCUCCCACUGGUUUGGAAAGGCCCAACCACUGGUUCUCCACUAUGCCAUCAAGGACAAGAGAACAAGAUAGGAUUGUAUAAUAGUAUCAACUGGUGUAAAUAAUUUGUAUUUCACAUAUUCUAUUUUAAUAGUUUUUCUGUG
Messenger RNA from Electrophorus electricus (electric eel), 1013 nucleotides. It is a transcript of the gene pcgf1, whose product is annotated as polycomb group ring finger 1. Gene Ontology annotation, biological process: negative regulation of transcription by RNA polymerase II. Gene Ontology annotation, cellular component: PRC1 complex. The record is from RefSeq and is a predicted model, not a curated record. Gene Ontology annotation, molecular function: promoter-specific chromatin binding. NCBI's taxonomy places the organism in Eukaryota, Metazoa, Chordata, Actinopteri, Gymnotiformes, Gymnotidae.